Mobula hypostoma (lesser devil ray) is the source of this 2742-nucleotide messenger RNA. RefSeq names its product cell division cycle protein 27 homolog. Bases 1 to 2742 code for a protein of 913 amino acids. The record is from RefSeq and is a predicted model, not a curated record. The transcript has 19 exons. Gene Ontology annotation, biological process: anaphase-promoting complex-dependent catabolic process; protein ubiquitination; metaphase/anaphase transition of mitotic cell cycle. NCBI's taxonomy places the organism in Eukaryota, Metazoa, Chordata, Chondrichthyes, Myliobatiformes, Myliobatidae. Gene Ontology annotation, molecular function: protein binding. Gene Ontology annotation, cellular component: cytoplasm; anaphase-promoting complex.
AUGGCCAUAUUUUUGGAGGAGAUGGCCAGUAGUACUGCUAAGCCCAUGGACGGUGUCCAGGACCAGGUGAGGGCCAUCACCGCUGAAAUGGUGGCACUACAACGGACUGAUUUACGGAACAGAAUGGCCCUCAAUUUUGUUCUGGAUGGAAAAGGAGGUGCGUAUGCUGUUGUAGGACAAGAGCGCUGCAACUACAUCCCAGAUGAAUCAGAGAACCUUACCUCUCUCUCUGUUCACAUUCAAAAGGAGGCAGUUAUUUGGCAUGCACUUAACCAUUAUGCUUAUCGGGAUGCUGUCUUCCUUGCAGAAAGGCUCUAUGCUGAAGUUUGUUCCGAAGAUGCUCUGUUUCUCUUAGCAACCUGCUAUUAUCGCUCUGGUAGAGCGUACAAAGCCUAUCGGCUUUUGAAAACUCAUAGUUGUACUACUCCUCAAUGCAAAUAUCUUCUUGCCAGAUGUUGUAUAGAUGUAAACAAACUGGCAGAGAGUGAACAGAUUUUAGCUGGUGGAAUACUGAACAAACAGAAAAGACAUGAUGAUAUUACUACAGAGUUUGGAGAUUCAGCAUGUUUUUCAUUGUCUUUAUUAGGACAUAUAUACUGUAAAACAGAUCGAAUGGCCAAAGGAGCAGACUGUUAUCAAAAGAGCCUUAGUCUAAAUCCUUUUCUCUGGACCCCUUUCGAAUCUUUAUGUGAAAUAGGUGAAAAGCCAGAUCCUGAUAAGAUAUUUAAAUCAAUAUCUCUCCAGAGUUUUAAUACUUAUCAUCCAUGUUUAUGUAUGCCAUUGGUUUUGAAUCAUGGUGGGCAACACUACAAGCAAACUGACACUGUGAUGAUGGAAACGGUGGCAGAAGACACUGUUGAAUUAAACAAGUUAAAUCUUGAAUCAGCAACCAACUCAAAAUAUUCAUCAACGAUGACUGAAUCUUCAGCAUCAUUAUUUGAUCCUUCUGUGAUUUCUCCUGAUGCUCUACAACUUGGUUCUGGAACAUCAGUAUUGUCAAAACAACAAGUAAACAGACCGAAGUCUGGAAGGAGCUUGCUUGGUGGCCCUGAAAGCCCAAGUUCCCUAACACCAAGCUUUGGAGUUUUGCCCCCGGAUACCACAAGUGCAGGUGAUGGAUCUUUUUUGCCAAGCUGUACAAAUUCUUCCAUAAUUGAUUCAUCUUCCACAGGGGCCCUGACAAAAAAGUCUGUAGCAAGAAUAUCACCAGGUAGAACCAAGUCUGUAUUUGCGCAGAGUGGAAACAGUCGUGAUACAAUUGCAUUUCCACUGACACAGACGCAAACCCCAAGCCCACGCACCAGUGCAGCACAGGUGCUAUUUCCAACAAGCACAGACCCUACCAGUAAUGCAUCACCCCAGCAAAGUUCUAGACCACUUACAAGUGUCAGUUCAACUACAAAGGAGAAUAGUAAAAAGUUGAAGAUGAAGUUUCCAUCUAAAAUUCCAGACAGAAAGCUAAAAAUCAAAAUGAGCAAAGGAGGCAUAAUACAGUCAAACUAUAACGACAGCUUAGAAAUCAGCAAGCUUGAUUCCUUGGUCAUCCCGGAAGGCAAAAUCUCCUUUGUCACACCUCAAGUGCAGGCCUUUAAUAUACCGAAAGCAACUUCAGAUGCACUGAUGAGCCUUCUGCGUGAGAUGGGGAAAGGAUAUUUGGCACUUUGUUCUUACAGCUGUAAGGAAGCAAUUGAUAUCCUAAGUCAGUUGCCCACGCGUCACUAUAACACUGGUUGGGUACUAUGUCAAAUAGGAAGAGCGCACUUUGAACUGGCUGAAUACGUGCAGGCAGAGAGGAUAUUUUCAGAAGUGAGGCAUAUUGAAAGUUAUCAAGUGGAAGGUAUGGAGAUUUAUUCCACCACAUUGUGGCACCUGCAGAAGGAUGUCUCACUCUCUCUUCUCUCCAAGGAUCUCACAGACAUGGAUAAAAAUUCACCAGAGGCUUGGUGUGCAGCAGGGAACUGCUUUAGCUUGCAGCGAGAGCAUGAUGUAGCAAUCAAAUUCUUCCAGAGAGCCAUUCAAGUAGAUCCAAAUUUUGCUUAUGCAUACACUCUGCUUGGCCAUGAGUUUGUAUUAACAGAAGAGUUGGACAAAGCACUCACCUGCUUUCGAAAUGCAAUUCGGGUAAACUCACAGCACUAUAAUGCCUGGUAUGGUUUGGGGAUGAUCUACUGUAAGCAAGAGAAGUUCAACCUAGCAGAAAUACAUUUUCGAAAGGCUCUUAAUAUCAACCCCCACAGUUCUGUAUUGCUGUGCCACAUUGCUGUGGUCCAGCAUGCUUUAAAGAGGUCUACAAGUGCACUCGAAACACUAAAUAAAGCCAUAAGCAUAGAUCCAAAAAAUCCCCUAUGCAAAUUCCACCGAGCCUCCAUUUUGUUUGCCAAUGAAAAAUACAAGGCCGCUUUGCAGGAGCUUGAAGAAUUGAAGCAAAUAGUUCCCAAAGAGUCACUUGUUUACUUCCUAAUAGGAAAGGUUUACCAGAAACUAGGGCAGACACACCUGGCUCUGAUGAAUUUCUCCUGGGCCAUGGACCUUGAUCCCAAGGGAGCCAACAACCAGAUCAAAGAAGCUAUUGACGAACGUUACUUACCAGAUGAUGAAGAGUCUGUAACAAAUGAUGGUCUCCAAAAUGAGGGUCAUCAGUAUGACUUAGCUGGAACAGAUGAAUCCCAGGAAAGUAGCAUGACUGAUGCUGAUGACACCCAGUUACAUGCAGCAGAAAGUGAUGAGAGCUUCAAUCUGUAA